CUGCGCCUCUCCCCUUCUAACGGCUUCCUCUUCCAAUGCUGACUUCCAGGUGGGAAAAACAAAUCCGUGGAGCUGGAGGACGUCAAGUUCCACCAGUGUGUGCGGCUGUCGCGUUUCGACAACGACCGCACCAUCUCCUUCGUCCCACCCGAUGGGGAUUUCGAGCUCAUGUCCUAUCGGCUGAACACACAGGUGAAGCCUCUCAUCUGGAUUGAGUCGGUCAUUGAGAGGUUCUCUCACAGCCGAGUCGAGAUUAUGGUUAAGGCGAAGGGCCAGUUCAAGAAGCAGUCGGUGGCUAACGGUGUCGAGAUAGCUGUGCCCGUCCCAAGCGACGCCGAUUCUCCCAAGUUCAAAACCAGCAUCGGCAAUGCAAAAUAUCAGCCUGAGAAGAACGUUGUCAUCUGGAGCAUCAAGUCCUUCCCGGGUGGCAAGGAAUACUUGAUGCGGGCUCACUUUGGACUUCCCAGCGUCGAAAACGAGGAGCUGGAGGGCCGUCCACCCAUCUCAGUCCGGUUCGAGAUCCCGUACUUCACAGUCUCUGGGAUUCAGGUGCGGUACAUGAAGAUCAUAGAGAAAAGUGGGUAUCAGGCUCUCCCAUGGGUCCGCUACAUCACCCAGAGCGGGGAUUAUCAACUCCGGACACAUUAAGCCUCGUCACCUUGCGGGCUUGGACCGCCUCAAGAAUGGAUGCCUUAGAGAACGUUUUAAUCUGCAGAUGCCUUCUUCGAAACACACCGUGUGUGUUCUUCUAAAAAUGUUCUUUUCUUGGCCUACCUGCAAUUUAACUAGGUAGCAGUUUUUGGACUACUCCGUGCAGUGCCUAGAGGGAAACGACAGCCCUGUCCUUGUUGGUUGGGUUAUUUUUAAUGCUACUUCCCUGCCUGAACUGGAAUCGUUUCUGGGGGAAUGUCACCAUACCCUUCCUCACCCAAGUUCCCUGGUGGCCAGCUUCCUGGAACGUUUGUCGUCUGGGGGAUACCACACAAUGAGAACUCUCUCAACAAAUGUGCCCCCUUUUCGGUCUGGUCUGGCAGCCCAGCUGGGAGGCAGUCAGUUCUGCCUUCCCACAGAGGUGGUGAAUAGAAGAGAAUUCAGUCCAACAGAAGCUGGCACCACCAUUUCCCAUGAUUGUAUGGAUUCCCGUUCUGAUGCAGGUCGAAGAAGUGGUGGGAAUGGCACGAAGCACUCCACCUAGCAGUCUAUAUCCCUCUGUCAGUUCAGGGCCUGGAUUCUUUGGAGAGUUAGACCUUUCUCCCUCCACUUCAGUUCCCUGUCUGUAAAGUAAGAAUAGAAACUGUCUACUUACGGGAUCAUUGUGAGGACGAGCGAGACAGCCUACUGCUUUUUCCUUCUCCAGAGAUCAUGAUAAAUUAUAAACGAGAGUGAAAUCAAUAAAUUGUAAU
This is a messenger RNA of Gekko japonicus, 1403 nucleotides long. RefSeq names its product adaptor related protein complex 1 mu 2 subunit (gene AP1M2). The record is from RefSeq and is a predicted model, not a curated record. Gene Ontology annotation, biological process: intracellular protein transport; vesicle-mediated transport. NCBI's taxonomy places the organism in Eukaryota, Metazoa, Chordata, Lepidosauria, Squamata, Gekkonidae. The transcript has 6 exons. Gene Ontology annotation, molecular function: clathrin-cargo adaptor activity. The annotation marks the transcript as partial. Gene Ontology annotation, cellular component: clathrin adaptor complex; clathrin-coated vesicle.